Pimephales promelas (fathead minnow) is the source of this 3276-nucleotide messenger RNA. RefSeq names its product beta-1,4-N-acetyl-galactosaminyltransferase 1a (gene b4galnt1a). Gene Ontology annotation, biological process: ganglioside biosynthetic process. Gene Ontology annotation, molecular function: acetylgalactosaminyltransferase activity. Lineage: Eukaryota; Metazoa; Chordata; Actinopteri; Cypriniformes; Leuciscidae. Gene Ontology annotation, cellular component: Golgi membrane. The record is from RefSeq and is a predicted model, not a curated record.
UUAAACGAGCAACCAGGCUAGUCAAAAGGGGAUCUUCUAUUCGACCAGUUCCAAAUCUUCAUUUACGACUCUACACACGCGUCUUUGCACUUGAAGCAAUUAAAUCGAUUUUGGAAUUAAUCCCAUUUUAGGGCAAUUAUGCGUUUUCCAAACAAGAAAUCAGUGGUGGUUUUCCUGGUGGUCUUGCCGCUCACAGGCAUGCUCAUUUACCACUGGAACUCAAACACCAUUACAACGAUUAAUAUGAUACAGGGAGAUGACUCUUUAAACAUGCUACUAGAGAAAAGGAUACGAAGCAUGGACCGCGGAAAUGACCACAUCCCUUACCAUAUCAAAGAUGGCAUGUCAAAGUUACUUGCUGUUAAUGGGUGUGUUUGUGAAGGGGACAAACCAGGCAUUCCAUUCGCUCAUCUCCUGUACCGUCAAGUAUCAGCUUCACAGCUACAUGCAUCCGUCCAAGAUUCAGACCAGCAAAAAGCAAAGCAAUACAGAAAUAAAGAGUUUCGCAGUUUCUAUAAGAGGACGCAUACAGCUGCAGAUUCACUUAUCUUAUCUGAAGCAAACAGCCCUCUUCAGUAUCCUACACAGGGUGUGGAAGUCAGACCAACAAUGACCAUUCUAAUUCCUGGUUUGAGUCUGAACCAAAUAAAUAAAGUGGACCAUUAUUCGGUAGAUCUGAAUGCUACAAUGGGAACGUUCAAUACAGCAGCGCUGGUUGAUGGAGUGCAAGUCAAAGGGGAAGGAGAGAUGCAUAUUAGUUUUAUGAGCAGAUCUCUGGCCUCACUAAACAGACAGCUUGAGUUUGUUACCUACACAAACACACUGUUCCAUCCCAACACAGCAGAUGUAGUACAAUUUAAAGCAGGUAAUUUCCUGGCCACCUUCACAAUUAAGAUCAGACAUCCACCAAUGCCUAAAUUCUAUAAUCCUGGACCCAGAAAAGAAUACAAUGUAAGCACUCUGGUCACUAUUGCCACAAAAACAUUUCUACGUUACGAUAAACUUCAGGAUUUGAUCAACAGCAUUCGACAGUUCUACCCUACUAUAACUAUAGUGAUAGCUGAUGACACCAAGGAUCCUAAACCUGUAACUGGUCCCUACAUUGAACAUUAUAUCAUGCCCUUUGGCAAGGGCUGGUUUGCUGGGCGUAAUCUGGCAGUCUCUCAGGUAACAACCAAAUAUGUGCUUUGGGUGGAUGAUGACUUCAUUUUCACCUCAAGCACCAAACUGGAAAAGAUGGUGGAUAUUUUGGAGAGAACCACUUUAGACCUGGUGGGGGGAGCAGUCAGAGAAGUGACGGGGUACACUGCCACCUAUCGACACAUCAUCUCCACAGACGCAGGUGAUGAAGAGGGAGAUUGCUUACACAUAAGGACAGGAUUCCACCACGCCAUCGAGGGAUUCUCCAAUUGUGUUGUUGCAGAUGCCGUCAUUAAUUUUUUCAUGGCUCGCACAGAAAAGAUACGAGAAGUAGGCUUUGACCCUCGUCUGGCUCGAGUUGGCCAUUUAGCAUUUUAUAUUGAUGGGCUUGGCUCCCUUCAUGUGGGCUCCUGUGAUGAUGUUAUUAUCAGUCAUGCAUCGAAGAUCAAGGCGAUGUUGCCAUGGGGACAGUCGGAGAUUGACAAAGCCUAUUCCAAGUUCCGUUAUCCUUCCACUGAAGAGACCUCUAUGAAUGAAUAUGAUCUUUAUUAUCUCAAGAAUCAUUUUAAAUGUGUCACUAGCGACUAAAUGUUCUGUGAACACAUUUCUGGCAGUCACCCUUUGAUAAAGAGCCGACAAGCCUUUUUCAAACGUAAAGGCAGACUGAAUGGACGAAAAGAUUAGGAUAAGACGAACAAAAUGACCCCAGAACAAAAUGAUUCCAUGAAUGGCCUCCUUCAUUGUUUUCUCUUGACAAUAAAUGGCACAACACAUUUUACAUAAUGUAUUUAUUGCCACUCACAUUUGUGAAUGGCUAUGCUCUCUUUAAUUCUUAAACUCUUUUUUGCAAUUAUCAACAUUUGUGAGAUCUGUUAGGAAAUCUGUUAUAAUUCUGUCUUAUUUCGCAAAAUAGAGCUCUGUGACAUUGCAUUAUGCUGAAUAUUAAAUGUGUUUGUGUCUAUCAAUGGGGGGUUUGUGGGAACUUUAAUAGGUAUAGAGAAAAAAUUGUUUUUAUUUUUAUGGGGAAAUUUAAAAUUCGAGCCUUGGAGUAAGAUUGCCCUUCAGAAGUGGCAUGUUUUAUGUGUUUUUUAAUUUAAUAAUUAUUGAAUAAUAGCACCAUGCAUUGCAAUGAGUAAGAUGUACAGUUAGAUAUCUUGGCUGUUCAUUAACCCUCUAGUCUAAGGCACAGUGUUACCCUAGGCAACAGAAGGUUUUCUUAAGCCUCAUGUUCACCAGUCACUAUCAAGCACCAUUUGAAAGUGUUCACAUUGGUCACACCGUCACAGGAGCACAUGGCGUGAGAAGGUGCAAGAUUAUUUGCUUUAGUAAUCUUAUUUUAAAAAUGACUUGAACUGUACAUAAAAAUGUGUGUGACUGUAUGAAGGUAUAGAGAAGCCUUUAGGAAGUUUUUAUUUUAUUUUGCAUGGUCAGAAAUUCAGUUUUUCUUUUUGUUGCCUCGGCAACGUUGUGCCAUACAGGGUAGGACUACGUCUCCAAGAAUGUCUUUUUUGACAAUGUGUUAAGAUGUUAACACAUCAUGUAUUAAUGUACAAUAUAUUUGUAUUUAUUUUUGAAAAAGAUUUAAGAUUUUGUAUUGCUCUCUGAACAUUGUCAAAAAGAUUAUCAAUAAUGUUCCCAAAUGACACAAGAAAUUGUGGAAUCAUUUUUAUCAUGUAGGCUACCAUCAAAAUGUGUGCAGUAGAUGGUUAAAAACUUGUUUAUUAAAAUGGCAAAUAGUGUUGCUAUUAUACAUUUACUUUUUAGAUGAAUCUCUUUCAGGCCUAUUGGGAUUCUCACUGGUCUGUCAUAGGUUAUUCAAUUUUUGCAAAGGCUAAUUUACCUAAGUAGUGGGCCUUUUGAAUAAUUUUACAUUUUGUUCGACAACUUAAUUCGUUUGUAGUAGCCUAAUGUUUCUAUUUAUUUUACGUGUGGUGUCGGGUUUUCCUAAACAAAACCGUACAUUUAUAAUAUAGUAGGCCUACAAAUGUUUUUAGUGAAUCAUGAUUUGUUUGUGAAAACAUUUUUGCGUUGUCUAUGCACAUUUUAGUGAAUGAGAUCCAUUGUUCUUAAGGUGGAAAACUUUCCCAAUUAGCUGUAUUUUUAAACAAUUUGUGCCAAAAAAAUAAAAUAAAUAAA